AUGAAUCUUAAAGAGUGGCUAUUGUUCUCGAUAGCAGUAUUCUUUGCUCAAGGCACUCUUGCCUGGUCUCCUUCCAAUAGUUAUACUCCCGCAAACGUUAGUUGCGACGAGGAUAUCAAUUUGAUUAGACAGGCUUCAGGACCUUCUGAUGAUGAAACUGAAUGGUUAAAGAAAAGAGACGUAUACACUAGAGAAGCACUUAGAUCAUUCUUAGAUCGUGCUACUAGUAAUUUUUCAGAUAGUUCAUUAGUCUCUCAAUUGUUCUCCAAUGCUUCAGAUAUUCCUAGAAUUGCUGUUGCGUGUUCCGGUGGUGGGUACCGUGCUAUGUUAAGUGGUGCAGGUAUGCUGGCCGCGAUGGAUAAUAGAACGGAUGGUGCCAAUGAACAUGGUCUGGGUGGUCUUUUGCAAAGUACUACAUAUUUGGCAGGGUUAAGUGGUGGUAAUUGGUUAGUUGGAACUUUGGCAUGGAAUAAUUGGACCUCUGUGCAGGAUAUUGUCAAUAAUAUGACCGCGGAUGACUCUAUUUGGGAUAUUUCCAAUUCGAUUAUUAAUCCUGGUGGGUUCAUGAUCGUUACUACGAUCAAGAGAUGGGAUCACAUCUCUGAUGCAGUCGAGGGUAAACAGGAUGCAGGGUUCAAUGUCAGUUUGACCGAUAUUUGGGGUCGUGCGCUUUCUUAUAACUUCUUCCCAAGUUUGUACAGUGGUGAUGUCGCCUAUACAUGGUCUACUUUGAGGGAUGUCGAGGUGUUCCAAAACGGUGAAAUGCCAUUCCCAAUCUCGGUUGCUGACGGUAGAUACCCUGGUACCCAAAUUAUCGAUUUGAACGCUACUGUCUUCGAAUUCAACCCAUUUGAGAUGGGUUCUUGGGAUCCUACUUUGAACGCUUUCACCGAUGUCAAGUAUCUCGGAACAAAGGUCUCCAACGGUGAACCUGUUAACAAGGGCCAAUGCGUUGCUGGUUACGAUAAUACGGGAUUCAUCAUGGGUACUUCAUCUUCUUUAUUCAAUCAAUUUUUGUUACAGAUCAAUUCGACCUCAUUACCAAGUUUCAUCAAAAACUUGGUCACUGGUUUCCUGGAUGACCUGUCCGAGGAUGAAGACGAUAUCGCCAUCUAUGCACCAAAUCCUUUCAAGGACACAUCGUACAUUCACGACAAUUUCUCAAAAUCGAUCUCUGAAUCGGACUAUCUGUAUUUGGUCGAUGGUGGUGAGGAUAAUCAAAAUAUUCCAUUGGUGCCUUUAGUCCAGGAUGAACGUAAUAUCGAUGUUAUCUUUGCCCUCGAUAAUUCUGCAGACACUGACUACUAUUGGCCCGAUGGUGCGUCUUUGGUCUCUACUUAUGAGCGUCAGUUCAGUUCUCAAGGUAUGAACAUGUCAUUCCCAUAUGUCCCUGACAAAAGAACUUUUGUUAACUUAGGUUUGGCUGACAAGCCAAGUUUCUUCGGUUGUGAUGCCCAAAAUUUAACUGACCUGAACUACAUUCCACCUUUGGUGGUCUAUAUCCCUAACGCAAGGCAUUCCUACAACAGUAACACCAGUACUUUCAAGCUUUCUUACACUGAUGACGAACGUUUGAAGAUGAUCAAGAAUGGGUUCGAGGCUGCCACAAGAGGCAACUUGACUGACGAUUCCUCGUUUAUGGGUUGUGUCGCCUGUGCAGUGAUGAGACGUAAGCAGCAGAGUUUGAAUGCCACUUUGCCAGAAGAAUGUAAUACUUGUUUCACCAAUUACUGCUGGAAUGGUACCAUUGAUGACACUCCAGUCUCUGGGCUAGAUAAUAGUGAUUUUGACCCUACAGCAGCAUCUUCUGCCUACAGCGCUUACAACACAGAAAGCUACAGUUCUUCAUCGGCUACGGGAUCUAAGAAAAACGGUGCCGGCCUUCCUGCCAGUCCAACGUCCUUCACCUCUGUACUCACUCUGCUCACAGCCAUCGCAGGCUUCCUAUGA
Molecule: messenger RNA, 1950 nt
Organism: Torulaspora delbrueckii
Lineage: Eukaryota; Fungi; Ascomycota; Saccharomycetes; Saccharomycetales; Saccharomycetaceae
Product: lysophospholipase family protein
Exons: 1
Coding region: 1-1950 (649 amino acids)
Biological process (GO): glycerophospholipid catabolic process
Cellular component (GO): cytosol; intracellular membrane-bounded organelle; plasma membrane
Molecular function (GO): A2-type glycerophospholipase activity
Source: RefSeq, a predicted model, not a curated record